Molecule: messenger RNA, 4934 nt
Organism: Pecten maximus
Lineage: Eukaryota; Metazoa; Mollusca; Bivalvia; Pectinida; Pectinidae
Exons: 24
Coding region: 72-3200 (1042 amino acids)
Biological process (GO): proteolysis
Molecular function (GO): metalloendopeptidase activity; zinc ion binding
Source: RefSeq, a predicted model, not a curated record
GGCUUCCCACGGCUGUAAGUACGUCAUUUUAUAGACAAGCUCUACAUUUGAGGAAAGCAGUCACCACAACGAUGGUCAUCUUAACACUGACCACCACGAUGGUCAUCAUAACAGUGACCAUUGGAAUACAGACAGAGGAUGUCUCCGUGGACAAGGAGAUCGACCGUGACCUUGGCUUUGUAAUGAACCACGGUCUAAUUACUCCAGAAUCUCAGCGUAUGGUGGACACGGCAUUGGAGAAAGAUGACGAGGAAUGGAUUGACGACAACAUCGAUGAAUUGAGGGAUGAUUUAUUAGAGGAAGAAUCAGAUGAGAAUAGAGAUGAGGCGGAGGAGGGGACAUAUAGGCGGUCCCGUGUCAAGAGAUUUCUCCUGAACAAGCCCAGUAAAUUAUGGCCCAAAUGUGUGAUACCCUACACCUUGGAUAUGACCACGCUAAUACCUGAAAAGGUCGGUGAAAUCCACUCAGCCAUGGCGAUGUAUGAAUACUGGACUGGUUUCCGGUUUGUUCCCUGGACCGCAACCACAGGCCAGGACCUCGGUUUGGGCCAUGACAACCAUCUCAACUUCGGUAAACAUUCAGGAUGCUGGUCACAUGUUGGCAUGCUGUCGACAGGGGCACGAGGUCAGAACAUCUCUUGCUGCCAAGGGAAAACUUGUAUACACGAGAUUGGACACGCACUUGGCUUCAGUCACGAACAGCAGAAUCCUUACAGAGAUGAUUACGUCCGGAUUAACUACGAGAACAUCAAACCAGAUAAAUGGUACGCCUUCCACAAAUUGAAAGUUCACAGCAAGAGGACGCUUUUCCCAUGGAGAUAUGAUUACACAUCUGUUAUGCAUUACGGUUUUAAGGCUUUCAACAAGAACGGGCGUCCCGUGAUUACAAUGUUGGAUCCUCACAUGAAGUAUUUAGUAGGAGAAAAAGACUCUGAGUUCUAUUACUUUCUGAGGGAAGCUGAGCAUGUGUACAGGUGUACAGAUGAAAAAUGUCCAGACUUUAACGCGACUUGUGCCUUUGACGGGUACUUGACCUACAGGAAGGGUCGUUGCGAAUGUCGCUGUAUCGCCGGACUAGAUCCCGCCACCAACUGUACGAGUAUCGAAGGAGUUGCCAGCACAAAAGAAAAGGUCCAUUGGCCGACAGGAGGCUUCGCAAUCCUCAAGGUGAAAGACGUGUCCUGUCCUGAUGGUUCUGAAGUCGGCUCCGUCACCCAUUUCGGACAAGGAAAACGAUCCCCUGACUACAACGUGGCCGGAAGUGUGACGUCGAAAGCUACCAAACUCGUAUUCUGUACUUUUAAAUCCACGAGGUCUGAACAUUCAAUCAAGUGGCCACCAGGAGAAUACUGCGUGUCUCGAGUUGGAGGAACAUGUCCAGAAGGGUUUACGAAUGGGUUCUUACAAUACGCAGACGCAAGACCUCCCGUCACUUCCGGGACAAUACCUGACGGCAACUUUAUAAAAAAUACAAAGUUGGAGUUCUGCUGCAGAAGUGAUGGAAACAGAAAUAGCCCAAUUGAACUUCCGGUUUCACAGCCAUUGAUUCUAUGGAAGCGGAAUAAAAAGAAUUGUCAAAAAGUGAAAGGCGCUGUGAGUUUUCCUCAGUAUUUUGAAUUUGCUAAUCAGCCGGGUAAACGAAUUGCCAAGAUAAACAGACCUUUGCCUCAACAUAAGAGAAGACAAAGAAGAGUGAUGCUUCACUUGUGUCUUUAUAGACCAGUACAAACAGGUUGUGGCGGUAUUAUCCACCUGACGAAAUCUGACGCCAUUAAGGAACUGACGUCACCCGGCUACCCUGCCCCCUACCGGCCUCUCUCUGUGUGUACCUGGGUAAUACAGAGUCCUCCUAAUACAACAAUGUUGUUAAGAUUUUCCGAAUUUGAAAUUCCGGCGUCAACUGACGAUCCAUCUGUUUGUGAGGAUAAAGUGGAGAUUCGCUCAUUUCUGCCGGGACAACCCGGCAUAUCGUACUGUGGCAGCGGAUUCCGGCAGUCGGUCGUGUCACAGUCGAACAUUAUGUCUGUGAUCCUACGAUCAAAGACCUCACAGAAAGGGAAUCGUCACUUCCGGGCUAGCGUAUCCCUGGCACCCCAAGACGACGCUUUGUGCUACCUUCCUAGCGAUAAUGGCUGGACAUACAGAGGAGACGUCAACUUCACGCACGACCUACAGAGUUGUCUACCCUGGCGUGACGUUACCCACUGUCGUCAUCACGAUUUUGCGGAGAGUGACCGUUUUGCUGGCCUAGACGGUAACAAAUGCCGGAGUCCAGGACUAGGUACUAGACCCUGGUGUUACACGCAUGCUGAUGAUUGCAGGCGAGACUACUGUGACGUAUGUGGUAUCGGUGGAUGCUUUGAUAUCCUUGACGAUUGCAUGUCUUCCGUAGCAGCCGAUUCGGCAUACUGCACUCUUGGCCGUCAUAUACAGGAAGGGGUUGUCGGAUGCGCACGCACAUGUGGUCUAUGUGAUACUCAAAGCAGGACCCCAGUUACUUCCAUGCGAUGUAGUAGUCCAACACUUCCUGUCGACGGAGAGUUUCUGGAUCAAAUAAAAGAGUUCUAUCUUGUUGGAGAGAACGUCCACAUCCGCUGUGUUAGUGGUGGUAAUAUCCGGAGGCUGACUUGUCUGACAGACGGCACAUGGGCGGGGGAAGGUCGAGUCUGUCAAGUUUGUCCUGAUGACUGGAGCAUACUGGGGGACUAUUGCUACAAGCACUUUCCAGACCUAGUCAAAGAAGCGAAAGCUACCAGGCGAUGUCAAAGCGAGGGUGGUCAGCUUGUCAUGACAAAAACAACAUAUGAGCAUAACUUCAUUUUGAAUAUGUUACUAAGCAAUCCUUCGGAUAUCUGGUUGGGGCUAAGUGACAAGAAGUCUGAGGGAACGCUGUUGUGGACCGACGGUACACCACUGGACCACGACCAAUCAGGCUUGUACUGGAAUAAAGGCAAAGUGUCAAACAAAGAGAAAAAAGAUUGCGCCAAAAUGAACAAGAAUGGCAAUUUGAUCAUGAAAAGAUGUUCUGUAAAAGAAACUUACGUUUGUCAAAUUCCUUUAACCUUUCCGCCACAGUGUAAUGAUGAGCGCCCUGACUGUGGAAGUCUUUUGACAGACCAACCUGAAUUUUGUACCAAUUUUCGUGGAUAUGCCGUGCGAUCCUGUGCCGCCACCUGUGGGUUUUGUGAGACGUCACCGUAGAGAGUUUAUAUGUAAUCUGUCCGAGUGUCUGUGAUAGCAGGGAUCUGAAAUCGAUUUUUUAGGGAAGAUCGCAAAAUGAUGCAUAAUGAAAAGAAUGCUUAAGGAAUACAGUAAAAAUAGGAGCAUUUCUAUUUUUUGGGUAACAUUAUCGGAGUCGAAUAACCGAAAAAAAAACGACUUUUACAACGAUCUUUGUUAACACGAUCGUAGAGAAAAUGGUUUUGGUUUUAGAAUUUUUACCCCAAUAAACGAAAAACCCUAUUAAACGUUACCCGAUUAAGUGGAAUGUACUGUAUAAAGUAUGUAUACAUUCAGUAAGGCCCUAGAAGCGUGUCCUUUCUUCGUGCAAAUAUCAUGUUAUUAACAUGUGUAAAUACAGCUAUCACAUUAAUUUUAAUCACAAACCUUUUUUUUUAUUAUUAUUUUUAUUUUCAGUUUAGAUAUCAUGCAUUUUAUUGUUUGUAUUCAUUGCAUCACAUCGAACUGACAUCAAAGAGACUUUCGAUAAAUAUUAGUUAAUUAGAUUUGAAGGAAAACAACGACACCAGCUAUAUAUUUAUCAUUGCCACGUCACAAAGGAAUAUAAUUUAAAGGCAGAACAGGAAAAUGUUUCUCAGCGUGAACUAGUUCACAAAUAUGAUUUUCCAUUAUUUUACUAAAUUGAUUAUUAUAGCUCAGUGACAACGUCAAAUAAUGUUAAUUCAUCCUUCAUGUGUAAUUACUUUAUAACAUCUGGGUAUACUUUUUAUUGUGUUUACUUUUAUGUGUACUUAUACAUUAUAUGUUGUACAUUAUCGGACAACAUUAAGACAUAUGUAUUGUAAUUAAUCCAGCAUUUCUAUAAAUUGAUAAACACAAUAUUUGUAUUACUGUAUGUACAAACCAAGUGUUAAGCCAGAAACUACCAAUCUGUCGUAACUGUUUCUAAUCUAUAUUGCCCACAUCUAUCAAUGUAUCAAUGUAUAAACAUUACGAUUUACCGGACUGUUCAUUACUGAAACACUAGUUGUAGGAUGGUGUUGAGGUCAGAGUUGUGAUUUGGUUCAUGAUACCGUGAGUUCGAUGCUAGGUGAUUUAGUGCCACAGAAAGUGCUUUUAUAUGUCUCAUUGUUAUUUACUUGUAAGUCAAUGUAUAAAAUCUAUAUAAUGUUUUGUUUAAUUACAUGUAUGGUAUUAUGUACAUGUAAAUAAUGUUUUGUUUAAUUGCUUGUAUGUCAUUAUGUCGGUAGAACACAUGCAAGACCAUUCUACUGUAAACGUUCUGAUUUGGUGCAUUCAUUGUUUCAUAUUCCUAAAGGACAAAAGUAAUGACGAAUGAGCCUUUUCACAUAAUUUGCAGUAGACUUAGCAGGCAAAAGCAUCAUUGGCUAAAUCAAAAUUUAGCGUAAUGUUUUUAGAGCAAAAAUGUUUCCAAACAAUAGCGCGUUUGCAGAAUGUACUUUCAAUUCACAAUUGAACACUAUACUUUUUUCUGAUCUUUGUUUUACUGGACGUGUUGGUAAUUACGUGUACAAUGGUCAAUAACCCUUAAUCGGUCAUCAUGGGGGCUAAUAUUUCAUCUGAAAUAAAUCAUUUAUAAUUAAAUUUGAAAACGAUACACAAGAAAACAUUAUGUUAUUUUAAAUUUCAAAAUAUAGCUUAAUUCUAUUUAUACAUGUUCGACUGUACAUAACGUGUAUUUUGUAUAAUGAACAUUCUCUUAAAAAUAAUAAAAACAUACAUUUGUAUGAAUGC